GAUUGUCUCCCUGACAGUCAUGUGUCGUACAGAGAGUUGAUUACACCGCUCUGGUAGUCAUGUGUCCGUACCUGCGACAGUUGACAGUAGCGGCAGCAGUGUUGGUGUUGUCUGUGUACAGUGUCAAGCUCGCAGUCACACCAAAGGAUGUGGAUACUGUGACGUUCCUGCUGACGGUGCAUGCGCCAUGGAACGCCUGUUUUGCCUCUGUGGAGACGCCAGCAAUCCUCCCUAACAAAGACUGGCACACUGGCAAACACGUGGACAUCAACGGUUGUGAUUCUGGGCCACUCACUUUCGUCAUCCGCAACAACUCCAGCCCUUAUUAUUACCCAUGCACUUGCAGCAGCAUGGUGGUUGAUGUGACAUUCUACUCCGCUGAUGUUCACGCCAUGCCCCCCACGUGCAGUAUCUGCUGGAACGGCACCUACCUCACCCCCCACACCAUGUGGGCCAACGAGUCCCUGUUGCCCGGAUGUGAGACGUCAGACUCUGUAGAGGGCUACCACAUGACUUACUACUGGUUCCAUAUACUGUCCUGGAGAACUAAAUAAAACCAUAAAAUCAU
Haliotis rubra (blacklip abalone) is the source of this 568-nucleotide messenger RNA. RefSeq lists its product as uncharacterized. The record is from RefSeq and is a predicted model, not a curated record. The transcript has 3 exons. NCBI's taxonomy places the organism in Eukaryota, Metazoa, Mollusca, Gastropoda, Lepetellida, Haliotidae. Bases 60 to 554 code for a protein of 164 amino acids.